Nycticebus coucang (slow loris) is the source of this 2127-nucleotide messenger RNA. Its product is annotated as phospholipid-transporting ATPase ABCA3-like. The record is from RefSeq and is a predicted model, not a curated record. Gene Ontology annotation, molecular function: ABC-type transporter activity; ATP binding; ATP hydrolysis activity. The transcript has 12 exons. Gene Ontology annotation, cellular component: intracellular membrane-bounded organelle; membrane. Gene Ontology annotation, biological process: lipid transport; transmembrane transport. Bases 1 to 2127 code for a protein of 708 amino acids. Lineage: Eukaryota; Metazoa; Chordata; Mammalia; Primates; Lorisidae.
AUGCAGACAUCUUACUCUCCACACUUCACCAAGAUCCUGGCAAAGCUGUGUUGGAAUUCUUUUGGAACAGAGCCCUCUGCUGUUCUGGUCACUUCCCAUGAUGAGGAUAUGCUACACACUCUAGGGGUGAGGCAGCUGAUUCUUAAGUUCCAGGGGGAUGGUGUUCAAUGGAAUAAUGCCUUUUCACCAGUGAGCCAAGAUGAUAACAUAACUUUUGGCCAUAUUAUAGGAAUGCUUUUACUUGAUGCUUUCUUGUAUGGCCUUGUGGCCUGGUAUGUAGAUGCUGUCUUUCCAGGAAAGUGUGGUGUGCCCAAGCCAUGGUAUUUCUUCUUCCAGAAAUCCUACUGGUGUGGGAAAGCAAAUAAAAAGGAAGAAUAUAGAAAACCCUCUGCUAUGGUGGAAAGUGAUUGUUUUGAAGCUGAUCCUGUUGGUUUGGUGGCUGGUAUUACAAUUGAGAAUUUGCACAAGGAAUUUACAUUACAAAAUACUAAGAUAAUAGCAGCAAAAGAUUUGUCUUUGAAUUUAUAUGAGGGGCAGAUCACUGUUCUUCUAGGACCUAAUGGAGCAGGAAAGUCAACUACCUUAUCUAUUCUCACAGGUCUCCUUCCUUUUACCAGAGGAAAAGUCUGUAUUAAUGGAUAUAACAUCUCAACGAACAUGAUUCAAGCUAGGCAAAUCAUGGGCUUUUGUCCCCAGGAUAACCUGUUGUUUAAGAAGUUGACCCCAUCAGAACACCUUUAUUUCUACAGUGUGGUAAAAGGAGUACCUCCAGAGAAACGUUCCAUAGAAAUUAAGAAAAUGCUAACUGAUUUUGGCCUGUUACAUGUUUGUAAUGUGCUUUCAAUGAAUCUGAGUGGAGGAACAAAGCGCAAACUCUCUGUCAGCAUAGCACUUCUAGGGGACUCCAAGGUAGUGAUUCUUGAUGAGCCAACAGCUGGCAUGGACCCAAUUUCAAGGAGAGCUACCUGGGAUAUCCUUCAGCAGUAUAAAGAAGAUCGUACAAUCUUACUGACUACCCACCACAUGGAUGAAGCUGAUAUCCUGGGUGAUCGUAUUGCCAUCAUGGUCAAAGGGACCCUGCAGUGCUGUGGCUCUCCAGUUUUCCUGAAAAGAAAAUAUGGUGUGGGAUAUCACAUUAUCAUGGUGAAGAAGCCUGAUUGUGAUGUUGAAAAUAUUCUCCAACUGAUUAAUCAGUACAUACCAACUGCAAGUUUGGAGAGCAAUGUUGCAUCCGAAUUAUCAUUUAUCCUACCCAGAGAGUACACACACAGUUUUGAAUCCCUGUUUUUUGAACUGGAAAACAGACAGAAAGAACUAGGCAUUGCUGGCUUUGGUGUGUCUGUCACUACCAUGGAAGAAGUUUUCUUAAAGGUCAGUUAUCUGUCCGAGUUCAAAGAGGAUAAGCAGAGUCUCCUGAAGAUCUCUUCUUUAAUGGACCAAAACACAGGAGAAGACAAGAACCAGAAUAUGAAUGUGCCUGGUAGUUUUGAGGGAAUAUAUCAUCACACCUUGAAUGAGGAUUCCAAUUUUAUGCUCAAUACUGGGUGUACACUUUAUAUCCAGCAGUUCUGUGCCAUGCUUGUAAAGAAGGCACUUUUCACUAGGCGCAACUGGAUUGUGGUGUUGAUACAGGUACUGGGACUUCUGGGUAUGUCUUAUAUAAUGAUAGGAGAUUUCAACAUUAACACGAACAUUUUUAAAAGGAAACAUGAUGAGAAGCCUGCCAGGAAAAUGGAUUUGGAACAAUAUGGUCAAACCAUUGUGCCUGUAUCAAUUUCUGGACAUUCUGACUUGACUCAGAAUUUUACAAAACAUCUUAAAAGCAUGCUAAAGGCUAAGAAACAAAAACUUCAAGAAGUACAAGGUGACCUGCAGAAAUACCUGAUGGAACAUCAAGAAUGCCUUUACUCAUGCAUUAUUGCACUUUCCAUUGAGGUUACUAGAGACAAAAAGAAAUUUACUUUUUGGUUCAACAACGAGGCAUACCAUUCACCAUCAUUAUCAUUGGCAGUAUUAGACAAUAUUAUUUUUAUGUCACUUUCCGGCCCUGAUGCUUCCAUUACAGUCUCCAAUAAGCCUCAGCCUCAAUUUACUACUCUUGUUAAAGAUGAAGAAAAGUAUGUAUGA